Dendroctonus ponderosae (mountain pine beetle) is the source of this 2280-nucleotide messenger RNA. RefSeq names its product mannose-6-phosphate isomerase (gene Mpi). Gene Ontology annotation, biological process: GDP-mannose biosynthetic process; carbohydrate metabolic process. The transcript is spliced from 8 exons. Lineage: Eukaryota; Metazoa; Arthropoda; Insecta; Coleoptera; Curculionidae. The record is from RefSeq and is a predicted model, not a curated record. The coding region runs from base 168 to 1343 and encodes 391 amino acids. Gene Ontology annotation, molecular function: zinc ion binding; mannose-6-phosphate isomerase activity. Gene Ontology annotation, cellular component: cytosol.
CCAGCCACUGAAACUUGUUGUCAAAUCCGAUGGAGGUUAUGAUUUGAACGAUUUGAACUUGGGGAUUUAGGGGGUCAAUUCCUAUCGCUUAUCGGCUAAUCCCCUCACCUCCAGCUCCCAAAUAGAGUGACACGUUAAUUGUAGAAUAGUAACGUCUAAGGCAAGCAAUGGAGCUGCAGUGCAAAGUCCAGAACUAUGAAUGGGGCAAAAAGGGCUCCGCUAGCAAGGUGGCGCAGCUGCAAAAGGGGGCGAAUCGACAAUUUGAAAUAGACGAAAACCUGCCCUAUGCGGAGCUCUGGAUGGGGACGCAUGUCAAUGCGCCCUCAGUAGUGAAAACGACCGAUAAACCACUUGCGGAUGUUAUUACACAACACCCUGAGUAUCUAGGCGAAGAAGUGCUGAAGCAAUUUCAGGAACUGCCCUUUUUGUUCAAAGUUCUGUCUGUAAAUAAAGCCUUGUCAAUCCAGGCCCAUCCUUCCAAGAAGCAUGCAGAACAGUUGCAUGCUCAGUUCCCCGAUGUUUACAAGGACCCCAAUCACAAGCCUGAAAUGGCCAUUGCUUUGACCCCAUUUGAGGCUCUGUGUGGCUUCCGGCCUUGGCCCCAAAUCAAACACUUUAUAGAAACUAUUCCAGAACUGCAAGAGGUUGUGGGGUUGGACUCUACAACGGCCGAUGGUGAUCUAAUAAGGCGCGCAUUUAAACAAAUCCUCACAUCUAGCAAGAGCAUAAUAUCUGCAGCUAUUGAUAGUCUUCUGAAGAGAUUUGCCGGAUCGGAUGCUGGUGAGCGCUGUUUUUUGCACGCUGACUUGGUUGAGAGGCUGCACUCAGAAUUUCCCUAUGACAAUGGAAUUUUGAUGGUCUACUUUCUAAACUAUUUACAAUUGAAGCCAUCUGAGGCUCUGUUUCUAGGCGCAAAUGAACCUCAUGCCUACUUGUUUGGAGAUUGUAUUGAAUGUAUGGCAUGCUCGGACAACGUCGUUAGAGCGGGAUUAACUCCAAAAUUCGUUGAUGUCGAGACACUUUGCUCCAUGCUUAUAUACGAGGGCGCUCCACCUGAAGAAAAGCUGUAUUCACCCGCCCGAGAAGAUGGUUUUUCUGUUAUUUUUCGACCUCCUGUCCCGGACUUCGCGGUCGUCCAAAUUAAAAUUCCUAGCAGUGAAGUUGAAUAUUCGACAAUAGCAAGAAACAGUGCAAGUAUUUUGCUGGUCGUGUCAGGCAAUGCCCAGUCCUCACUGGGCGCAGUUGGAUCAGGAACCAUCCUUUUCAUUCCCGCAAUGGAAACUGUGGCUUUUACGAACAUUUGCGGCGAUCUGCUGAUGUAUCAGGCGCUAGCCAAUGUUUAGAUUGUUUAUGUUUGUUCCAAAGCUGCUGUUUAUUCAAGUGAAAAGGCAAUUGAUGUGAUGUUUCAAUUGGACGUUGUUUCACUUAACGCUUGAAAUUUGCCGAUAAUAACGACGUGAUACCCUGCCUUGAAAAGUCCCGGAAAUUUAUGUUUAAGCGGGUUUGCUAUGAAGUGGAAGCAUUCGCUGUUUUAUCACGAAAAAGCAUCCACCUAAUGAUCGAGAAACAUCAGGGUCUGGACCAAUUUUGAUGGCCACACUCUUUCGAGCCCACAAAAUCUAGAUGGUUUAGAGUCAAUUGUUGCCAACAUUUAUUGAGAUGAAUAGUGAACUGUAUGAAGAACAAGACGGGAGCGGUCGUUAUUUUGUGAAGAAAGGAAGCAUCCGCCGAAUAAUCAAGUAAAGCCAUUUGGGAUUGUAAGAUGAAGACGAAUUAGGACAGUUUCUUGCUAAUAUUUUGUCCAUAAAUUAAUGAAAAUGCGCAUGACUCGGCGUCCAAUUGCUAAUAAACCCUGCCAACAUUUCUGGCCUUACAACAGUGCAAGCACACAUCUCGUAAUUGUGUUUAGCGCUACGAAUCCAGACGUAAAUCAUAAUGGUUGACAAGGUGACUGUGGGGCUUUUCAUUAUCUUGAUGGUCCAUUUAGCAGCGGGAGCCACAAUGAAUCAGUCAGGAGAAGAAAGUGAAGUUGUCGAACAAAAGGCGACAAGAAUCAGACAGAAUCCUUUCGCCCCUUUCGCCAUUCCCAUCCUGGUGUCUGAAGACGAGGAUGCAGAUGAAAAAUCUGCCAACAAUCCAGAGGACGAGGCGAUUAUUGGUGAGGCUAAAAACGGGCUGCAUCCCGCAAAUGUCCACUAGAAGUACGAAAGCAUACUUUAUAUGAAUAAAAUACUAUCAGCAUAUAAGUAACGCAGAAUUAGAAAAACAGUUGUUUGCAAA